AAUGCAUUUUAAAAAUUCAGCUAAAAAACCAGAAAAAUUGACAGGCGAAUUGAAAAUAUUUAGAUACAAUGUGCCGGCAACAGUUGUUAUGUCAAAAUGUAAACCUCGCGUUCGAACUGUUAAUCUUGCUUGUCCAGUAAACUUUACAGAAUUAGAACAAUGUACAUUUGAAGAAAUUCAAGAUUCCAUGCAUCCACAAACACAAAUAACUUGCUAUCUAACUAAAAGGCAAAUAGACGAUUGCCCUGAAGAUUAUAUAACAUAUGAUGAAAAAUGUUACAAAAUAGUUUUACCAUUGGAUAUUGAAAAAUUUUUUGGAACUUUUCAAAUUGAUGUUUCUCAAGCCUUUCAACUUUGCAAUCGAUUUAAUAUGACUUUGUUAACAAUAAGUAGUUUGGCACAACGUCAAAUUUUAACAGAUCUUCGCCUUAUAGUAACAUACAGUGCAAAAAAUGUUUACCUUAAUCAGGAUAGAAUUCAAAGAAAAAUAGCUCCAUUAAUGAAUCAAGUUUUAAAGAAAAACUAUCAAAGUAAAAGAUGUUUGGUUUAUACUUUUUUUCUUAAGUUUGUAGAAUACGAUUGUGAAACUAAAACUAAUUAUAAAUUUACACAUUUUCUCUGCGAGACAACACUAAUUAAUAGUGAAAGGAACAAUGUACAACUUUGGUAUUCAAGAUUAUUUAUUGAUAAAACUCAAAAAUGUCCAAAUUGGCUAUUUACUUGUCAGAGUUCAAAAUAUUGUAUUAACUAUUUAAAUGUCUGUGAUGGAUCUUAUGAGUGUUGGGAUAAAUCAGAUGAAAAUAAUUGCCAAAAAGCUAAUUUUACAUUUAAAUGCAAUGAUAAAACAGAAUUACAGUUAAAUUUUGUUUGUAAUUAUAUUAAAGAUUGUCCCGAUGGAAGUGAUGAAUGGUAUUGUGGUAAUUAUGAAUGCAAAAAUAAUCAAUUUAUACCAAAAGAACAAUUAUGCAAUAAUGAUAAAAAUUGUAUUGAUGGUAGUGAUGAAGGAGAAAUUUGUAGAGAGAAAUGUAGAACUCAUUAUUGCAAUAACAACUGUUUGGAUGAGAAAGAUAAAUGCUUUUUGAAAACUGACUGUCAUUUAGAAAAUAAAACUGAAGUGUAUGUGAAAGAUUGCAUUGAAAGGGGAUAG
Messenger RNA from Dimorphilus gyrociliatus, 1147 nucleotides. Lineage: Eukaryota; Metazoa; Annelida; Polychaeta; Dinophilidae. The record is from the annotation of a GenBank genome assembly.